GGCGUUCUGCUAAAAUGACCGGACUUGAAAAGUUUUAGGCAAGAUGGGGAAACGAAACUGGAAAAAGAAACUGCAGCGUUUCUUUGGCCCUGGCCCCGGACUUGCCUUUCUUUCGUUACUCGCGCGUACGCUGCCGCUCCGGAGGGCGGGGCCAAGGCCCGCCCCGCCUCUGGAUGGAGAGCGCGCCCUCAUUCAGGAUGGCGUUUAGGAGGCUUCAGACCUGGUACAGCUCUGAUUGGAUAAGGGUCAGAGGGCUUCCGGGAGGUCCCAGUCAGGCUGUGGGACAGCUGAGAAGACUUUGCACGUGGAUCGUCGUUUCGGUGGGCUAGAUGGAGACAGCCCCCCAGCCAGGCAGGGAUCUCCCGCCCAAGAAGGACAAACUUCAGGCCAAGAAGAAGAAACCGCGGCGAUACUGGGAGGAAGAGACCACUCCGAUCGCGGCGGGAGCCUCUCCAGGGCCCCCUCGUAAGAAGAGGAAUCGAGAGCUCCGUCCCCAGAGGCCAAAGAACACUCGCACCCCAAAGAAGUCUCGCAUCUCCAACAAGCCCCAGGUCCCGAAGAAAUCCCUAGAAUGGAGGAAUCCGGAGCCGCAGCAGAUCUUGUCCGGGGCCCAGGACCCGUUCCCGGGCCCCGCCCCCGUCCCUGUGGAGAUGGCUCAGAAGUUCCGUCGCACUGACAAAUCCAAAAAGCUGCCGUAUUCUAAAUCCAAAACCCGAAGUCGACUUGAGGUGGCCGAAGCUCAGGAAGAGGAAAUAAGUGUGAAAGCCGCUCGUUCUGAGCUGCUGCUUGCUGAGGAACCUGGGUUUCUGGAAGGGGAGGAUGGGGAGGACACAGCAAAGAUACUCCAGACGGAUAUUGUGGAGGCUGUGGACAUUGCAAGUGCAGCCAAGCACUUUGACUUGAACUUGCGGCAGUUUGGACCCUAUAGGCUGAAUUACUCUCGAACUGGGAGACACCUGGCUCUUGGAGGGCGCCGGGGUCAUGUGGCCACCUUUGACUGGGUGACAAAGAAGCUCAUGUGCGAGAUCAACGUCAUGGAGGCGGUGCGGGACAUCCGGUUUCUGCAUUCUGAGGCGCUGCUUGCUGUCGCUCAGAACCGCUGGCUUCACAUCUAUGACAACCAGGGCAUUGAGCUCCACUGCCUCCGCCGCUGUGACCGCGUCACACGGCUCGAGUUCCUGCCUUUCCACUUCCUCCUGGCCACAGCUUCAGAGACAGGGUUUCUGACCUACCUGGAUGUGUCAGUGGGGAAGAUCAUUGCAGCUCUGAAUGCUCGGGCGGGACGGCUCGAUGUCAUGACCCAGAACCCUCACAAUGCCGUCAUCCAUCUUGGACACAGCAAUGGUACUGUGUCCUUGUGGAGUCCAGCCGUGAAGGAGCCACUGGCAAAGAUUCUCUGUCACCGUGGCGGGGUCCGGGCUGUGGCAGUAGAUUCUACAGGCACGCACAUGGCCACUUCUGGCUUGGAUCACCAGCUGAAGAUCUUUGACUUGAGAGGGACAUUCCAGCCUCUGAGCGCUCGGACCCUGCCCCAGGGAGCGGGGCACCUGGCCUUCUCCCAGCGGGGCCUGUUGGCUGCAGGAAUGGGUGACGUGGUCAACAUUUGGGCAGGGCAGGGCAAGGCCAGCCCACCCUCCCUGGAGCAGCCCUACCUUACCCACCGGCUCUCAGGCCACGUGCAUGGCCUUCAGUUCUGCCCCUUUGAAGACGUGCUGGGCGUGGGGCACAGUGGGGGUAUCACCAGCAUGCUGGUCCCUGGGGCUGCUGAGCCCAACUUUGAUGGCCUGGAGAGUAACCCGUACAGAAGCCGGAAGCAGCGCCAGGAGUGGGAGGUGAAGGCCCUGCUGGAGAAGGUACCUGCAGAGCUCAUUUGUCUGGAUCCACGAGCCCUGGCAGAGGUUGAUGUCAUAUCUUUGGAGCAGGAAAAAAAGGAACGGAUGGAGAGGCUGGGCUAUGACCCAGAGGCCAAAGCUCCCUUCCAGCCAAAGCCAAAGCAGAAGGGCCGCAGCUCCUCAGCAAGCCUGGUGAAGAGGAAGAAGAAGGUCAUGGAUGAGGAACACCGGGACAAAGUCCGGCAGUGUCUUGAGCAGCAGCCGCAGAAGCAAGAGAAGGCAGUCAAGCCCCUGGGGGCCCGGUCAUCUGCCCUGGACAGAUUUGUGCGCUGAGCCAGGCUCCAGGGUGGUCUAGCAACAACUGUCUCUCCCCAAGAUCACCUGUGGUGAAAUGACCCUGUUCCCAGGGUUGGGGGUGGGCG
Molecule: messenger RNA, 2254 nt
Organism: Rhinolophus ferrumequinum (greater horseshoe bat)
Lineage: Eukaryota; Metazoa; Chordata; Mammalia; Chiroptera; Rhinolophidae
Gene: WDR46
Product: WD repeat domain 46
Exons: 15
Coding region: 330-2165 (611 amino acids)
Biological process (GO): maturation of SSU-rRNA from tricistronic rRNA transcript (SSU-rRNA, 5.8S rRNA, LSU-rRNA)
Cellular component (GO): 90S preribosome; small-subunit processome; nucleolus
Molecular function (GO): protein binding
Source: RefSeq, a predicted model, not a curated record